Messenger RNA from Laccaria bicolor S238N-H82, 732 nucleotides. RefSeq lists its product as uncharacterized. Gene Ontology annotation, cellular component: mitochondrion. Gene Ontology annotation, biological process: mitochondrial translational elongation. The record is from RefSeq and is a predicted model, not a curated record. Lineage: Eukaryota; Fungi; Basidiomycota; Agaricomycetes; Agaricales; Hydnangiaceae. Gene Ontology annotation, molecular function: translation elongation factor activity; GTPase activity; GTP binding. The coding region runs from base 1 to 732 and encodes 243 amino acids. The transcript has 5 exons.
AUGGACCCCAGAGAUAAAAAUAUCGCUUCUGAUAACUUCUGGACGUCAAAACAGACCUGGCCCUGCUCGCCAACCGUAACAGACGGUUCUACCAGCUUUUCCAUGACGAACGUGUAUGGCCCAGAACCGGUUAUCUCGCUGUCCAUCAAAUCGAAAGGCAUCGAAACCCCAAAUUUCUCCCGUGCUUUGUAUCGCUUCCAGAAAGAAUCUACAUUCAAAGUCCACAUCGAUCAUGAGAGCAAAGAGACCAUUAUCCCCGGCACGGGAGAACUUCACCUGGAAAUUUAUAUUGAACGCAUGCGCGGAGAGUAUAGCACUGAUUGCGUCACCGGAAAACCUCGCGUAGCAUCCCGUGAGGCUAUCACGCAUGCCUACACGCACAAGAAGCAGACUGGAGAUGCGGGUCAUUAUGCCAAAGUUGUCGGGUACAUCGAGCCGAUGGAACCUGACCCUGACCCAGAGACCGGAAAGGACGUUCCCUUCGAUGAUGUGGGCAUCGAUGCCUUCCAUGCCGUCGAUUCGUCUCAACCGGCUUUCCGGCUUGCAACCAUCGGUGCUUUCCGUGAGGCAUUCAAGAUGGCGAAGAGUGUUAUUUUGGAGCCGAUCAUGAACGUGGAAGUCGUUGCUCCUGUUGAGUUCCAGACUCUCAUCACUUUUGGCGACUCUAGGUCAAGUUAUUGGUUGAGCACUCGCCGUGGUACCAUUGUUGACAGCGAAGUCCGCGAUGACUAG